AUGUAAGAAAAUAAUGAAUAAGCGUUAGACGAUCUGAGUAAAGAAGUAUUAGUUUCAUAAUUGAAGGAUAAAGUAUAUAAUACUAAAUAAAUGAUAAGAUAAAGGAGAACAAAACUAUUACCAAAAAAUUAGAUAAAUUAUCUGAGAAAUAUGUUUAGACUUAUAAAGAGUAUAAAUUAAUUGCCAAAGACAGGGAUACUUUAUUUUAAGCCAUUUCAUCAAUUUUAAAUGAUGAAUUAUAUAAAUUUGAAUAGAAGCCUUUGGGUUUUAUAUAUAAAUAAAUAUAGGAUAAUUUGAUCAAAAUCAAAUUCUGGAUUUAUUUAAGUAAAAGGAUGAAGACAAAUCUAAAGCUUUAACAAAUCUGAUUAAAGAAACUAAUAAUGAAAAAUUUCAAUUAGAAGAAAAAUAUCGUUAAAUGAUAGAGAAAUAAGGUUAAAAUACUGAUUAAAAGACUCAAUAAAUAAUUAAAUAGCUAAAAUAACAAAUAAAUGAUCUAGAUGUAAAUAAUACAAGAUUGGCCAAAGAGAUAAUUGAACUUAAUGACAUAAUACAAAUUAAAAAUUAAUAAUUACAAACUCUUAAUUAAUUAGAAGAAGAUAAUGCAAAUUUGAAAACCUAAUUAAUGGUCUAAGAAUUAUAAUUAUAAUAACCUGAUAGAGCAAAUAAAAUAAAUUCAUCAGAUCUUAUGAAUGAAUAAUUAAAGUAUAAAUAAUAGAUUGACAAACUCUUAUAAGAAAUUUAAAAGUAGAAUAUUAAAAUCUAAGAUUUGGAAUCAUAAUUAUAAUCUAAAUAAAAAGUAGAGACUGCUAAAGUUAUUUAAAAGAAUUAUGAAACUCCAACACCUGAUUAUGAUGAAAUUAAUCCAUUUGAAUAGGAUAAUACUUUAAAAUAAUAAGAAAUUAUUAUAAACAAAUAGAUAUCCAAUAAAUAAAUAUAAACAGAUCCAACUACAUAGAAUAGAGAAGAAGGUGAUAAUAGAAAUGUUAAUUUUGAAUAUUUAAGGAAUGUUGUUUACAAAUACUUUUUGUAUUAAGAAACUAGGAAUUAUAAGGAAGCUACUAUUUUAAUGAAUGCUAUUAUGACAAUUUUGAAAAUGUCUAAUGAAGAGAAAAGGAGAAUAGAUUAAGCUAGAGAGAGGGGUUUCAUUAAGAAUGCUAAGAAUCUCCUAAGUGAUAGUUUUGCAUGUCUCAAGUAACCACAAUUAAAUGAUAUGAAUUUGGAUAGACCUAUCAGUAGAGUUGAGUAAAUGAAUAAACAUAUGAUGAAUUGA
This is a messenger RNA of Paramecium pentaurelia, 1270 nucleotides long. NCBI's taxonomy places the organism in Eukaryota, Ciliophora, Oligohymenophorea, Peniculida, Parameciidae. The record is from the annotation of a GenBank genome assembly.